GUGGGGCUGGCGCAGCGGGGCAGGCAGAGGGCAGGUCUGGGAGCUCCUGGGACGCGGCGCUUCCCUGGAUCAGGGGCUGUUCCCAUCGGAUCCUGCUUGGUGUCUUUCCCCCCCUCCCUCAGGAUGCUGCCCCUUUUCAUCCUGGCCGUGGCCCUGCCCCUGCCCCGUGUGGCUGCGGGGGGCAUCUCCUGCUAUGACGAUGCUGGGCAGCCCGUGGACUGGUUCCUGGCCUACAAGCUGCCCCGGCCCCAGCACAGCCCCCCAGCCGAGGGCAUGCGCUACAUGUACCAGGAUGCCCGCUCCGGCGGCUGGGUGUCCGGCCGCGCCCUCAUGAACAGCACCCAGAGUGCCGUGGGCAGGACCCUGCUGCAGCUCUACCAGGGGGCAAACAGGCGGACGGAGGACACGGCCUACAUCCUGUACAAUGACCAGCCCCCAAAGAACGUCACUUCCUCCACCAGCACCAGGGGGCACACCAAGGGCGUGGUCCUGCUGGACAGAGCCCAGGGUUUCUGGAUGCUGCACAGCACCCCCCACUACCCGCCCCCUGUGCCGGAGACCUACGCCUGGCCCCACAGCGGCCUGCACAACGGCCAGUCCUUCCUGUGCGUCACCUUCCCCUACGCCCAGUUCAAGGAGAUUGGCACCCAGCUGAGGUUCUCCGACCCCGAGGUGUUCGACGCCCGGGUGCAGGGGGUCUUCGCCCAGGACCUGCCCGACCUGCGCCUGGCCUCCGAGAUGAAGCACGUGCAGGAGCCCCCCUGGAACCGCAGCGUGGCCCUGACCUCCCUGGGGGGGCGCCGCUUCCGGAGCCUGGCCAAGUUCCGGCUCUUCCACGACGAUCUCUACUCCGGCUGGCUGGCCCAGGCGCUCUCCAGCGACCUCUACGUCCAGUUCUGGCCCAACUCGCGGGGGGUCCUGCCCUCCAACUGCUCAGGGCCCUACCGGGUGUAUAACAUCGAGGAGUUGGGCUUCCCGGCCCCGGGGCCCGACUUCUCAGCCACCGUUGACCACUCCAAGUGGUGCGUGAGCACCGAGAGCGCGCCCGGCUGGGCCUGCGUGGGCGACAUGAACCGCAACCUGGAGGAGGAGCAGCGGGGUGGGGGCACCCUCUGCCAGCAGGACCCAGCUGUCUGGAAAUCGUAUUAUGCCCUGGUGCAGGACUAUAGCAAGUGCAAGGAGGGGAGCGGGGGCUAGUGGGUGGAGGUGGGAUGGGGAGUCAGUCACUGCCCCUUGACUCUCUAGGGGGAACCUUUCUGUGCCUCAGUUUCCCCAUCUGGGACAAUUGCACUUACCUACCUCUCUGGGGCAGUGGGGUGGGGGGAUUCAAUGGUGCCUGCGAAGCAGUGGGGGUCUCCAUGCCCCUGUAUAAAUACAAUAAUUAUCCUGUGA
Molecule: messenger RNA, 1392 nt
Organism: Malaclemys terrapin pileata
Lineage: Eukaryota; Metazoa; Chordata; Testudines; Emydidae
Gene: DNASE2
Product: deoxyribonuclease 2, lysosomal
Exons: 7
Coding region: 124-1197 (357 amino acids)
Biological process (GO): apoptotic DNA fragmentation
Molecular function (GO): deoxyribonuclease II activity
Source: RefSeq, a predicted model, not a curated record